GACCUUGUUCAAAGGGCAUAACCUUAUUUUUUUUAUCGACUGAAAAAGGCUCCGUUUCGUGCGCGUGUCUUAUAAGACUGAAAUCAUUUUCGAGUACGCGGUAGUCGUGAUUAAGAGCACGUGAUCUUUUUCGGCCAAUAAGAAAUUACUUCAUUUUCUUCAUUUCGAGUGUAACGCAUGAGCAGUGAAAGUUCCCGAGUUUUCUGCGCGUGGUUUGGGCGUUUCACGAAGGUGUGAUCGCCGUUUGGAAAACGCUUCGUUUUAGUUUUGACCUCGCUUCCUAAGCCGAACUCGCCAACAUGUCGACACCGAAGGGAAACAAACCGCUCAUCGAAGGGAGAGCUAGGCGAUAUAGUGCUCCUUCGAGAGGCAGAGCAGUUCGAAGGCCAGAAGAUGUUGUUCGCGACGUUCGUGGUUUGAAGCUUCGACAGCGUGUUUCUCUUGUAUUGAACGACAAGGUUCUUCGUGACGAGCUUGAAGGCCUUGUUCAAAACUACGUACAGAAUGGUCCUAAGGAUGGCGGAGAAGGCAUUCGAACGUAUCAGGAUUUUCUUAUUCCCUCUGGUACUUACUAUGGAGGGGGAAUGUCUACCGUUGUCACUCCAAUAGCAGACAUCAGAGGCUCCGAAACCCUGAAUUAUUCCAAGCAAGAAAGGUUAUUGCGCUGCAAGCUGGCCUCCACGUACCGUCUUGUCGACCUUUUUGGUUGGCAUAAGGGCAUUUACGGCUUCAUAACCGUGAGUAUUCGAAAAUUUGUCCACUUCUUGAAGUGGAACUAGAGUACAAUGUGUUUGUUUUGUGUGUUAGCCUCGCGCGCGGAUGCACUGUCACAAUGGCUUAUUUUCAAUGGCUUACUACAUAAUACAACGUGACGAUUUUGAUUUCCCCUGCAAUUUCGAAUAGUUUAUGCCAGGGUCUUUUAAUGCCAUGGAAAACUAUACCUUUACUCUUCUAGUUUACUCAAAUUAAUUGACUAUUGACCGCAGCAGAGAAAUGUUUCAUCCUGAAAAAGUUAUCCGUCUACAGCUUGUCUGUGACAGUAACAAUACCCUGUCGAUUUCUGUUCAUUCCAGGUUCGCCCGUCGACGGAUCAGGAAAGCUUCUUGAUCCAUCCCUUUGGAUUAUUGUACAGCGAAGUGACCGCAUCCAGUUUGCAAAAAAUAAAUCCCGAUGGCAGCGUCGUUGAUCAAGGCAGUACAAAUCUUGGUGUGAACAAAGCUGGUAUUUUAUUACAUUCUGCGAUCCACGGAGCAAGAAAGGAUGCCAGGGCCAUCAUCCAUUUGCACCAAGAUGAUGUUGUUGCUGUAAGUUUAAAUCCAUAGCUUUGAAAGUCAGGAUUUCUUCCCGUAUAGCAGUGUAACGAUUUCUUUCUCUGAUUAUGAAGGUCAAGAGAUAAAUAAUUUCGAGGCGUUAAGUUAUCAUACAGGAAGAUGCAUUUUCCUAGUUCACGCGAAAGUUAGCACUUACCUCUUGGGAGUGAGUUUCUUCUAACUGAGUUAAAAUCAGCGCUCGCUUAGUUUUACUUUCGCGUGACUUUUUGUCAUUUCAUCUGCAGGGGUCUACGACAAUUCAGCGGUUUGAAAAUGGGUGACAGCCGAAUUUACCCUCGCAAACGCACAUAUAAAUUUGGCCAGUAUUAGUUUAAAGGAAUUUUAAAAUACUCCAUUUUCUCGCUCUUGAAAACGUCGCGUUCCCAAAUUGACAGGGUUUUAUUUACCGAUCAGGAACAAUGUCGUAUAGGUGUAAAAACGAAAUGUAUGAGAGUUUCGUGGAAGAAAACCCUGCUUGUUUCAAACAAACGUUCUUUUCACACACGUCGGAUAUUUGUUUGUUUUCGUACUCCCCUAAAGUAUUGGAUCGAAUUUCAUUCUUUUCGAUGCAAAAACUCAUUCCCGCUUUCAAAAGCACAUCUCGAUUCUAGGCGGACAAAAAAAUUGUCGUUUGAAAGAUUUAGUCGGCUUCAUAAAAAUAAAAUUUUAAUGUCGACAAAGAAUACAGUUGAAUCGAUGCCUUGUUUGAAGGUCUUCUGCGGUUGAUUAUUCUGAUAAAUAAGGCAACUUAGCAAGCGGCAUUCCUGAUGUUAUAUUUCACGGUGAGGCUUGUAUCGGCUGAAGGAAAAGCGAUUGUUCAAAAUGCGGCCAGAUUAUUGACUAUUUCGCCCUUUUUCCCGGUGUUUAUGUGUGUGUGCAGUCUAUCACCUGCCAUCGACCAACCCUGGGUUCUUUGAUUUGAAUAAAUGUCCUUUCACAGUGUAUUUUCGGGUAAACUUACUCUGCAUAUUUAAUUUGAACGUUUAAAAUACCGUAGCUGGAGAGAGCUGCACAUGUAUCUCAUUUUAAAUGUUGCCACUUGGUUCCAGAGUCAAAUUAUUCUUUAUUGUUUACAUCGUAAAUUACUGAAUUUGUCGUUUUUAUCAGCGUACCUUUCCAGUAUUCUCGAAGCUUCCCCAAAAGGCUUCUCGUCUUAUACGAUUGACGUUUGUUUUGAUCUAAGAGUUGCGAUUAAAUGUUCAUUAUGCUAGGUUGUUUCAGUGGCGAUUAUGAUAAUUCCUUUUAAACAAGGUCAUCAAUACUAUGUACUCUGAAUAUAACCUGGUAAAAAUUCUUAGUGGGUUCAAAGUUUAGUUUAUUGAUAGUUGGCUUGAAGUCUUCACUCCGAAUGGUACACUUUUGAAUUUGCUCUUCAGAGGCUUUGCACAAGCUUUGUAAAAUUUUAGCUUCUUAUUUCCAUCCUGGUUACAGCAUAUCGAUCCUCACUUGUAUCCUGAUAAGCAUGCAUACAUUCUAUAUCUUCAAUUUUUUUUUUCUAGAUAUUCAGUUUUUUAUUGGUUGGUUACUUGAUGAUGGCAAGAUCUUUUUUCCUUUUUUUUCAAUGAUAUUCUAGCAAGUUUCUGGAAGGAGAUUCUUUUUGAAGUUUUUGUAUAUAUCAGUAUGAUUUUGAGCUAUGGAAUUUGCUAGAUCAAGAAAAGAUAGAGGCAAUGUGUAAUACUUGGAUGGUCUAAAUUUGAUACAUUCUAGGGUUUUCUUCCCAUGUCAGGGAGUUAUUUUUCAGUGGAUAAUGUCUUUUGUAAAAUGAUAUGGUGUUCACUAGUACAUGGUAGAUAUGUUUGCUUAUUAGUGUACAGACAUUAAUAUGCAAAAAUUGAACAAAGGAAAAUCAAAAUUGAAGGAUGGCUCUUACGUUGAUCUGGUCAGCGAGAAAGAAUCAAAUACAGUGAAUUUCCGCUAUUGCAGACACCUGUGAGGCUCCGCGAUUUAGGGGCCAUAACUAGCAAGAGUUUGUAAUGUAUAAGCGGGAGAUUUUUUCAUUCAAACCGCUAUUCAUUUUGCCAAGGAUUUUCCUGAAGUCGGCAGUUUAGUUUAGUUGAUAUUAUUUUUUCAGAUAACAAGAAUACAUAAACGUGGGAAAAACAUACGUUGUAAAAGCUUUCUGACGGGAGAUGACAACAUCAGGCAGAGGCCCCAAUUGAAUUUCAACUCUUACAAUGUUUAAAAUUGCAAAACAAACCCACAAAAAUUGGACCAGAAAAGAGUGUGUUCCAUACCAAGGCCUGUUUAUCUAUGGUGGCUGACAGAAACGUUUUGCUUGGUCUUAUAGUGAAUAUUAUGGGGUUUGUCCAUAAUGGCAACGUGUUACGGAGUCGAUGGUUAACAGUAAAAAGAAUCUGCCAAAACAUGUAGCAUUUUUUGUCAAACAAGAAUGAUCAGACUUGAAAGCAUAAAGUCGAGCUUGUGUGGAGAUUAGAAAAGAAAUAGGGAGGUGAUCAAAUCUAUACAAGACAGGAUUUGCUCGCUGAAAGUUUUUAAUGUCCCUCUUUAUCGACAGUCAAGUAUUCAGGAUAUUUACUUUUCAUGUCAUAUUUAACGAUUUGUUUCUGAAUUGAUUUUGUACGCGUGUUUAAAUACACGAAAGUCAAAGGCCUCGAUUUGAGAUAAAUUAUUACAUCAUUGCCAUGGAGAGCAUUAACAUGAUGAACGUUAUGUGUCAUUUCAAUCAUCGCUGAAAAUAAACUGACCAGUACUGUUAGUCUCAUAAUCAAAGUUUUGCACAUAAAGAUUCUUCUUUUUUUCAACCACUGAAGUAUUCACAUGUUCCAAAGUUAUCAAUACAUUCAAGUGAUAAAAUUCGUGGACCGACCCAUUCCAGAAAAGUUCAACAUUUCGCAUUAAUCAUUCUUUAGCUUUCUUCACAAAACACGCAUGGUGCUCUGAAUAUAUAUUGUUAGUCACGUCGCAAUGCUUAUCCCCAGUUUCCACAUUCUCCUUUAGGAAAGCCUGGGACCAUGAGCCCCCCUUUUAGUGAGCACACACAAAGAAAAGUAAAAGAAAUGCUCAGAGUUUUACACUCUCACUGCUAAGCAAGCUCGACUAAUCAAGACAGAUAGAAAUGGUAUUUUAACCAGGGUUAGCCAUGGUUUCCAUUAUUUUAGCACGUAUGUUUAAAACUGUGAAAGGUUUGAACCCAGGAGUCAUUUCAAAAGUAGGUUGAGUUUGAUCGUCCGGGUGAACGUAGUCCUGAAUAGGACUAUUGUUGUUGACAGUGACUGACGUUUCGACAACCUGUGCGGUAGUCAUCUUCAGAGUCAAAGUGAGUUGGAUCAUGUCAGUUCAUGGUAUUAUACUCUGGUUAUUGAUCUGAUUGGUGAAUUCAGACUAUAAUACCAUCAACUGACGUGAUACUACUCACUUUGACUCUGAAGAUGACUACCGCACAGGUAGAUUUGCUAGCAGACAACUUAUAGCAGUUAUGUGCUAGCAAAUUAAUAUCUGUAUGUUGCUUGAUGAUUUCUUAAAUUAACUGUAGGGUCUUAGCUAAUGUGAAGACGUAGUGAGUACAAGGUAUAAUAUUUGUCCUUCUCCCUCUCACCUCAGAUAAUAUUAGGGACUGAGUUAAUGCAACAGGACUGCAAAAAGAAGAGCUUAGCAAAACGCUUGUCACUGUGACGAAGAGAUAGGGCUAUUACUUGCAUGUUCUGUCAUGAUCUUCACUUAACAUUGAUGUUUUCUGGUCUUUCACAAAAACAUCUGUUGAACGGAAGGUGAAGUUUGAAGCAAAUUUGUUUCAAACAAAAUUAUUGUCACCCUUGUCACGCAAGGCUUGCCAUCUUCUUUACUCUUCCGUCCUGCUGCAUAAGUUCACUUUUGAUACCUCCAAGCCUAAAAAUACUGUUUCAAGUAAGUUUCAAUACGAGUCUGGUACAACCCCACACAAAAUAAUGCCACAGUGUGUGUGAGAAAAAAAAAACUUCAAAAAAAUAUUCAGCAACCUCAGAAACCACUUUUAAAGAAAUAUCUAAUAUUAUUAUAUUGAAACACUAAUGAGAUACCAGGUGAGCUUUCGCGCGAAAACAUCAUAUCUUCACACGUGAAAAUAACGUGUUGAUGUUAAUUUUUUCUGUUUUUCAAAUUUACUUUUCAGGUGUCAUCUAUGAAAUGUGGACUUCUACCAAUAACCCAGGAUGCCCUUUGUGUAAGAAAAUGUUAUGAUUCCUUUUAGCAUUUUAAAAGAUAGCAAGUGGUGUGACAUGGUCAUUUUGUUAUUUUAUUUAAGGUUGGCGAAGUAUCUUACCAUGAUUAUAGAGGCAUUUUUACAAAUGAUGAAGAAAAAGAGUCAAUAGUGAAGGAUUUGGGUGAAGAAAACAAGGUAUGUACUUUAAGCUCCUGAUAGGGGACCAAAAAAGAGUGUACAGGACCGCUCAAAAGCAAGUUACCACUUGCAUCUGGUUCCUGUGCAACACGAAUUGUAUAGAGCAAGAACAGUGAUUUUGUUACAAAAAGUUAUGGCGAGUCCUGGGACUAGCCCAGCAGUUCAAGCACAAUCAUUGACAAAAUUUUUGAGAUACUGUCAUGGAUGAACAUAUUGGAGAACAAAGUAAAUUGCACCCUUACAGUAAAAAAUUCAGGUGUUUCCUAGUAGUACAUGUACUUGUACACUUGUAGUUCAAUCAGUGCUACAACAUUGCUUGGAGGGGGCAGCUUUAUUUUUCCCUCUUGAAAUCAGUGAAAUGUCAGAAAGGCCCGUAAGAGCAAAGUGUCUCAGCCACUGUUAUGAAAAAAAGAAAAUUUGAAAUUUGCAAGGACUUGUGUGGAGGACCUGACUCAACUGUGGCUGGGUGGCACAAGUUGCUUUUCCGAUACAAAUCCUUUUAAUUUUUGGCAGCCGUUUGCAAUCACUAUUAUUGAGAUAUACAGGUGAAAAUUUACAUGUUACCUAUUUUGAUAUGCUCUUUCAGUUGCUGCUAACAGAAUUUUCCAAAAGCAAACUGUUUUCGUGUUUACAGGAAGUUGAUCACUUGAUCAACUACUGCUAUUAGUUUGUGGUUUUGUUGGGGUUCUAAUAUAACAAGCAUUUCUAAUAUUUCAGUAAGAGCUACAAGAACUUAUUAACUAAUGGAUACUUUUCUACUGCUCAGGUUAUGGUUCUGAGGAACCAUGGUAUUGUCAUUUGUGGAGAAACUAUAGAGGAAGCUUUGCUCAGUGCAAAUGAUGCAGUAAAGGCUUGCAAAUACCAGGUUACAUACAAUUCUUUCAUUUAAAAUAAAUUUUUGUGGCUAUUACGAAUUCUAUUCCAUAUAUUUGGGGAGGGCCAAGGGCACUUGUUUGAUACUUCGAGACUCACGAGUAGCACUUAUUUUAGUUAGCCUAUAUAAAAUACAGUGGAAGCCCUGUUUUCAGGACAGGAAAAAGGUGUCUGUUAUUGGAGCCGGCCUUUUACGAGAAUGAUUUUCAUAAGUGGCCACCAGAGAUAAGAGUUGAAUGGCCGCUUACAGGAGCUCAAAAAAUAAACGUUUGAAUUGCAAAAAAUUUUGCCUGUUAGUAUUUGGCUACACUGUUGCUCUGACAAUGCUGUAAUUCGGUCACAAGCAUAAAAUUCAAGUGGUUUUCUUGAAGGGUAACCUGACAUGUAUGUGAAAAGGAAAAACACUGAGAGAUAAAGUGAUUAUGACAAACAGUGGUAUGAAGUUGACUUAUUAUAAUACAAGAUUCAGGGGCGAAUGAGAUUUCAUUUUAGGUGUCCGCUUGCUGGAGUUCAAAAACAAAGCUAAAUUAGAUCUAACUCAAACCAUGAAAGUGUCCCAGGCCUCGUAUGGGAAUGUAAAAGUACAGAGUUUGUAUGGGAUUUGAAACAGGGUUUUGUGGAGGCAGUUAAAGUAGAGCUGUCUGCUCAUCAGUGUUUGUUAAGAGAGUUUUCAGUCCACUGUACAUCGAAAACAGCCAUAGUCAAGUUAGUACUUCCAGGGCAAUAAAAUAAAUAACAAAAAAUGGAGAAAAACAACUCUUGCUCAUAUCUAGUCUAUGUUAGAAGACUACAUGAUGGAAACUCAAACAGUUUUGUACUAUCGUUGUAGGUGAAAGCCGUGGCUGCAGGAAUUGACAAUCUGAUCAAGUGUGAUGAUUUUGCAAAAGAACAGGUUCAAGAAACCACUAAAGCAGGUGGAGGUGGAGUGGACUCCAGUGGUAUCAAAUGGAGAGUUGGAGAGUUAGAAUUUGAAGCAUGGAUGCGACUGUUAGAUUCUAUGGUAAGGCAAUGCGAGUCUAAGACCCAGCUCAGACGCCGAACAUUUCAUGAGCCGAACCUAAUUCAAAUUAAGGCCGACCCAAAUUAUUUAGACUGGCUGAAUUGAUUCAGACGCCAAUCUUAAUUGCAGCUGAACUACGUUCGAAAGACGAAAAAUGCUCAUUUCAAUCAAAAUGCGUUAUAAUAAUUUAUGCAUUAAGAUCGGUACAUGAAAAGUUCAGCAUCUGAAACAAAGCUGUUCCAAAAUCGCUCCAAAGGCGAAAUUCCCGCCCAGGCUAGGUGUGAAGAAAGGCUGAACAGCCAUUCCUAAUUGAUUCAGACGCCAAACCUUUCAUGUACUUAAUUCAAUGUAUUAGGUUCAGCUCAUGAAAAUUUCGGCAUCUGAACGAGGCUUAAGGGUUGAUUUUACAGUAAGUUGAACCGCUCCACAAUGGACACCUUGGGAACAGAAGAAAGUGGCCAUUGUAGAGAGGUUGAAAUGAGUCUCCCGGAGACUCAAGAUUUUAGAGUGAAUCUCCCGGUAUGAAAUUUUUCCCGCAUAAUCGCCCAAAGUUUGCCAUUUGUUCAGGAGACUAGACUUUUCAACUAGAAAAUUUCAACUAUUUUGUGUUGUUUGAGCUAUUUUGAUUAUAAUGUGAUUGGUGGGAAAUAAACCAUGCAAUCAGGUCAUAUGUUUUGCAAGUCAAAAACACCUUUUUCACAUGUUUUGUGUCCUCGCAAAUCCAUGACUAUCGGAGAGUAUUUUUAUGCCCAAUUGAUGUCACGUGCCGUGCAUCAUGAUGUCAUCUACCAUCCCUUCCCUGUCAGUUCUCAAUGAUAUUUGAAUACACGGGGGGUUGACAGUCUUGCUUCAUCUCAGUCAAUAAAAACGCAAAAAAACAACUUGGCCAGUAUCCAGCAAUGUUGACAUCACGCUUAGUCAAUAAUGCUUAUUGAAAGAUAUUCUUGAAAACCAUGAAUGUUAGUUGGUUAAUCACCAGUGAUCCUUGUCAGUGUGGUUUUCAUUUCCAUUUUCUUUCUUUCUUCCCUUCCUUCCUUCUUUUUCCUUCCUUUUUCUUUUGUGUUGUUUUGACAAUUCAGUGAAAAUCAUUAGUAUCAUACUAUGAUUAUUGAAAGAGUUUUCUUGUGAUUUUUUAGGGUUACAAGACAGGUUAUGUUUACAGAAAUCCUGAAGUCUUCCAUGGUGAAAAGCCAGCUGAAAGAGAAGUCACAACACCUUCAACAGUGUCAUCUACUCGUGCAAAAAUGUUUUACACUCCAGAGAUUGAAAGGCAGCCUGUCAGAAGAGCACAUUCCACAGGCCGUGCAAACACUUAUAGGAAUCGUGUUAAGUGGCUCAAUACCCCUGUCAAGUCAACAGAGUACAAAAAGGACAAGGAAAAGGUGGAGUUGGACAGUGAUGAGCCUGUUACAAUAAAGGAUUUGAUUCCAGAGAGGGCAGACAAAGACUUGGAGCAGGUACAGAAUGUGCUCAUAAACUAACCGUUUUCAGAGUAGGCCACUUUCAUAAAUUAUUCAUGUAGAGGCUUCCUUCAUUACAUUAGCCUGUGAGCAAGCUCUCUGGGGUGCUCUGGCAGCAGGGUGGGAAAAGGAAGGAGAGCUUGCAACUAGGUCUCUGGAAUUUGAAUUCCACCUCCAAUUCCCCUGUUGCUCCCUAUCGACUGAGCCGUCAGAUUUUUGGCCAAUCAGUGUGUUUGUAAAUGUGUUUGUGUUUGAUGUCAUUACUAAUGUCAUCUCCACUGAUCAGCAUUUUGCAUUUUGCAGAUAUUCAAAAUUGCAGCUGUAGUUGCAAGCUCUCCUUCCUUUUCCCACCCCACUGCCAGAGUGACUCGGAGUGCUUGCUCGCAACCUAUCAUUACAGUUAAAACAAUACCAUAAUGUUCCCCAGCUUAUAAGCCCCUUAUAACAACCCCCCCCCCCCCCACACCCACACACACACACACACACUUUCAUGUCUGUGGAUCAAAACCUUUAAUGGUAUGCCUGCAGAACUUGCUUAUAUUCAAUAUUUCAAAAAUGACAAAUGUUGUGCUGCUGAGCUUCAUUCAUUGCAUGCAUGGACUCAGUUGGGACAACCAUGGAGUAGAAGAGAGCAAGUAAGCUGCUUGGGCUUAAUUUUUAGAUAAAGAAAGUGCUUUUUUUCUUGUUUAGACCCCAGAAGUCGUCGUACAGUCAACAAAAGUCGUGGUCACUGAAUCUUCCCCAGAAAAAGGAAUCAAUGGUGAUGAGACUAAGGAGGUGAGGCAGGAAUAUCAUGAGUACACAGAGAAGCGAGUUGUGGUGACAACAGAGGUGAAUGGGGAAGCAGGUGAUGAAAAGAGCACUGAUCAUGAAGAUGGGGAUGAAGAUGGACCAGAUGGAGAGCUGCUGGCUCCCAGUUACGAUGAGCCAGGCAACCCAAAGAAAAAGGGUACCAAGGUGAAGAAGAAGAAGAGCUUUAAAGAUGCCUUGGUCAAGAAAUUCAGCAAGAAGGGUGAGCGCCCUGCAAAGUAUGUCAAAAAUGAAGGAGAGAAGGUCACGGAAACAGAGAAAGCAGAGUAAUGAAUGCCAACUGGUUUCAGAGUGGAAAGUUUUAGUUCAUGUCAGUGACUUGCAAUAUAACUCUUUAUCGGCCAGUUGAGCUUCUACAGUAAGAAGCAUCUGCUCGUUUUCAAAUGUAUAAAGUUGCAGAUCUUACAAAAGGGGGGCAUUGUCAGCUCCACAUUCUUGAGAAAUUAAGAAGCCAAGCUUUGUAAGUGUUUAUGAUGUGCUCCACGGGGCAUGAGUUUCCAAAUAAUACUAUGAGGCCUGCAAGAUAAAAAGCACAGGGAACAUUCUAUUAGUUAUUUUUGUUGACUUUAAAAAUGUGCAGAUACAUGUAAGACUGAAAAUGUAGUAUUCAACGCCUUUCAUCUGCCCUGAGAAAUUAAUCAUUGUUUGUGAAAGUUAACGAUCUUGUUUUUUAGAUUGUGUGGAAAUCAGUUGAGAGUAGAUAUUUGACAAAGUGUUAUGAAAAUGAUUCCCUCAUUUUAAAGUUAGAUAAUUUAAAGUACCUAUUUUUUUUAGAAUUUUGAUCAUUGUUAUGAAUCCUGGAGAUACAUGAGCAAAGUAACAGCACUUAGAAAAUUAUCUGUCUGCGAAGGUGGAUCAGCGGCCAUCUUUAUACAAUUCACUGUACCCAAUUGAGGCUGGGGGUAGGUGGCAAAUUGUCAGUACUAUAACAAGUGGAAAAGUAUGGGAGGCUUAAUGGAGAAAUACAUGUAGCGUUUGAUCUUGGAAAUGAAGGGAGCAACAUAUUAAUGCAUGUAUGACAUUGACAAUUACAAUAAAUAAUUAUAUUGUUAUUACUUCUUGAAUCUUGGAGUCAGGCUGGCUGUUAAGUUCAUAUUCCUGCUCGAAGCAUUUGUAGCACACAUUAGGUACAUACAUGUAAUGUAUAAUUUUAUUCUUUAGCAGUGCUAAAUGUUUGACCAAUAAUUUGCAUUGAUGAGAAUGAUACACUACAAGAACUAACAUUUUGUUUCGAAUCAUGAGAUGCCUUUCGGCAGACACAAAGAAUUCGGCAACUCUCUGAUAUGGGCACUUUGUGCAGAUCCUUUGGCAUCUGUUGUAGAUUAAGUUGACUUGACUGUGUUCUGUACACCUUCCGAAGAAAUCUCAAAAGCCAUUUUUCUGUUCACUAAGCUUAAGUAUUUUUUUACACGUCUACCAUUGCACUCAAAUGACUGAGAUUUUGUUGUAUUAUUGAUGAUGGGUUUUGCCUAUAGAUUUAACAGUCAGUCAGGUGACAGAUUUUCCUGCCAUAUCAUUUUGUAGGACGAGGUUAAGGUCUAGCUGUUAAACUGCUAGUUUCUCCUUGCAAACUACAAUAAGCUUUUUUGACAAACAAAGGGAGAAUUUAGCUUGAGAUCAACAGUUCUCACCAAGGAGUUUAUUCCAUACACUGUGCUCAUACCUGCCAUUUGCAUGAAGAUUAUUUUCAUGUACACUCUAAAACCUGCACCCUUUUCAAUCUUUCGCUCCCAGAAGUUGUCAAAGAGAUAGGUCUACAAUUUACCAUGUGAAAAUAGUACUGAUGACAAUUCCUUUGCAUGAAUAGUAAAACCAUAGGAUUAUGUCCACACAGUCAGAAGUUAGAAGUGCAAACUUAAUCCAUUUAUAGUACCACAUGAAAUUACUGAAGAAGGGUUUUCAUUUAAGCGGUAGUACCAUGGUAUUUCAUCCAGACUCCAGAGUUAGAAGAUGCCAUCAAUCUGGGAGUCGAAAUUCAGAUUUAAACAAAGAUAUAGGACAAGUAUCUUGUAAAGUUUGUACUAUUAAAACUGCAUGCGUAUUGUAGUGUAUUAGGCAGUUUUUUUACUUUUGAUUAACCCUUUAAGCCUGGCCAGAGAGUGUCCUCUAGCUAGAGUAUUAUAGAAAUGUGUGGAGAAUUUGCAAGUUGAUAUAAGGGCUUAUGGGGUUGAGCAAUAAUUUGGAAUGUCCAUAGAAAGUGUGAAGCUAGCACAACUACGAUGCAAUUGUGCAUUUUCAUCUGGAGAUUAGCUAGAAAAAUUACUAUUUUAUGUUGCUGCAAAAGACUGGAAAUGAUAUGAAAUGAUAAUGUAAUGGUUUUACUCCAUGAAUAAAGAAAACCAAACUACAAAACUGUGGUUGUUAAUUGUUAUUAUAAAUAACUAAAUUUUCCCUUGUUUCCCUCACCAUGGUCAUCAAAUCAUUAAAUUUUAAAAGUUUCCAAAAGAAAGCCUGUACUUGGUUCUGUGAAACAGUUGAUAUGAUUUUUAUGUUUUUCCCUAAAUCAUGAAUUCCCUUUUUUUAAAGAAAAAAGAAUUCUCAGGUGACACAAACUACUUUGUUUUAAGGAAGUCGGUCUUCUUAGAGUAAACACAGUUAUUCUGUUUCAUAGCCUGAAUUUCAUCCGUCCCUCCUUUUGGGAGCUUACGGCCUCACGGGGACAGCUGAAAUUCAGGCUUUUUUUAAAAGUCCUUCAAAGUUUCUGGUCCUCCCUCUGAUAGCUUUCAUCAGAAUCGUCAUGGUUGUUCCAUAUUUUAAAAGGCCUAAACCACAGUUAAAGCUCUCCUUGCGACCACUCAUGUGAGUGACCAGCUCUAGUUAAAACCUCCUUUGUGAAACCCCAUUUGAUCUGUGACUUAAAAUUCUGUAAUGAAAAG
Molecule: messenger RNA, 12665 nt
Organism: Porites lobata
Lineage: Eukaryota; Metazoa; Cnidaria; Anthozoa; Scleractinia; Poritidae
Source: the annotation of a GenBank genome assembly